Aphanomyces astaci is the source of this 882-nucleotide messenger RNA. RefSeq lists its product as hypothetical. Lineage: Eukaryota; Oomycota; Saprolegniomycetes; Saprolegniales; Verrucalvaceae. The transcript has 3 exons. Bases 1 to 723 code for a protein of 240 amino acids. The record is from RefSeq and is a predicted model, not a curated record.
AUGGAAUUGAAGCCACCGUUUCACUCGGUCGCAGCAGACAGUGGAGUACAGCGUCGGAAGACCACAUCGCAAUACACUGUAGAGGCCGCAGAGGAGAGUGUAGUGCAGCGACGACAAAGGACGUCCUCUACAACACACCUCCGUCCACCAUCAUCGUUGCGCUGCACUGCCUUCCACCCGCCGAGUGCGAAUGCGAGGUCGCGGGCGGUGGAGUACAGCGAAGAUGGUGAACGGAGAAGUGAUGUGGUGGGGACCCAUGGAACAUCGCAAUAUAGCGCAUCGGUGCACCACAGUGGCCCUCCACCAUCAUCGUCACACUCCACUGUCCACUGCGGCGACCACACUACCUUCAUCAUCGAUGCAGUCCUACACUCCACCACCGCAGUCGCCCAGAUAGCAGCAGGCCAGUGCAGCGACGAUCAAUACGCCCUUCUACAGCACUUCUCCGUCCACCACCAUCGCUUACUCCACCGCCCGCCGCCACUGCAAUCUGCGGGGGAAAGGCGGUGGAGUGCAGCGAAGCUGGUGCUGUACGUCCGUCAAGAUGCGGCACCGUCUUAUGGACAAAACGGCCAACUCGACGGCAGCGGACUGUGGAGUACAGCGACGGUAGAGGACAUCGCACCGUCCACCAUCACUGCCCCGCUGCCCGCCACCGCGGCCACACCACAAUGUCCUCCAUCAUGGACCCACUCCACCGCCCACCACCGUCGCCCCAAAUAGCAGGUAAGUGACUUCCGUAUGUGCGUCACGGUGCGGAACCGUCUUCUUACCGGCACUACCGUGGAUGUGCCAACGUUAAACUAACUUCGCGUUGCGUCAACUACUUGAGAGCACCUGGGCAAGGAUAACGCACCGCCAUCUCAUGGCCUAGUUUAUCGG